This is a messenger RNA of Dracunculus medinensis (Guinea worm), 744 nucleotides long. Lineage: Eukaryota; Metazoa; Nematoda; Chromadorea; Rhabditida; Dracunculidae. The record is from the annotation of a GenBank genome assembly.
AUGCUAUCCGAACUUGAUGUUUCGAUCGAAAAUAUCAUCUUCUCCCCUGAUAUGAAAAAGAUGGUUUAUUUUGAGCGGAAAUCUGGUGGACCACAUAAUUCAUCACUUGCGAUGAUUUUAUAUGAUUGGUAUAAUAAAACUGCGAAAGUAGUGGUGUCCACUGUUGAUUUUUCUUUCGGCAAAGAUGGUUUUCCUGGGCUUUAUGAUGUGGAUUUUCCUGAAAGAUGUUGGUCCACAGAUAAUGGACGUAUCAUUUUUUCUUCAGCUUGGUCAUCCAAAAAAGAAGUUAUCUGUGUAAACACGAAAACUGCUUCUUUACAGAAACUUACGAAUCUUGAUGCUGUUCAUGGAUCUUGGAUCGUACGUGAUGUUUCUUUUGAUCAUAUUUUGGUUGAGUUCUCGUCCCCGUCCAUUCCACCAUCAUUUUUCCUUGCUAAAUUGCCUGAAAGUGGUGCAGAAACUAAGAUUGACAAUCUACGCAUCAGCGAAUUGAAAUGGAUUGAGGUCGAGCACUAUCAAAAAAUCAUAUUGUUUAUCACCCGGGAUUUUCAAAGCAAUGGUGUUGUCAAGUUGGAAAAAGUAGAGCAACAACAAUACUUGUCUGAUUAUACUAAAAAAGAAACCCGUUUCGACGUUAUAUUGUAUCUUAAAUGUAUGGUUAUUUUCAAGGCAAAAGUCAGGGAUCGCUUUGAAAUUCCGAAUCUUAUGCAUAGAGAACCAGAAUUAUGUGAUGAACUUAAAUAA